This is a messenger RNA of Cydia strobilella, 4038 nucleotides long. It is a transcript of the gene magu, whose product is annotated as SPARC-related modular calcium-binding protein 1. The record is from RefSeq and is a predicted model, not a curated record. The transcript has 12 exons. Gene Ontology annotation, cellular component: basement membrane. Gene Ontology annotation, molecular function: calcium ion binding; protein binding. Lineage: Eukaryota; Metazoa; Arthropoda; Insecta; Lepidoptera; Tortricidae. The coding region runs from base 278 to 1978 and encodes 566 amino acids. Gene Ontology annotation, biological process: cell-matrix adhesion.
GUGCGCGCGCGCCGCGUGCCGCGUCUCGCACGGGAUCGCUCCAUCCUUGUUAUUAUGUAUUUUAUUCUGUUUUAACUCUCACUCCAGUCCAGACGAACGUCUCGCGUCAGAUCCUUGCCGUAUUAUUACCGGUGCGGUCCAAAUCAAACCCAGUUAUGUCAAUAUGAUCAUUAAAAAGUUGUUUAGCUAUCAGCCGAUCGAUGUCGGUUUAGUGAACUAGUGAUCUAAUAGUAUCAUAUUUAUUAAUACAAUUAAUUUUUGAUACCUUUUAGCAAUUAUGUAUAUUAUCAAAUCAUUGAUUAUGCUCCAGUUCUUUAUUGUUACGUUUUUAUUAUACGUUACUGAUGCAGUGCCCAACGUUAAGAGUAACAAGGAGCAGUGUACCGGGCGUGCCGCGUCAUGCGACGCGAACGCCGGACCGCGUCGUGCAGUAUGCGGGACAGACGGUCGCACGUACCAGACGCGCUGCCACCUCCUCAGAGCCCAAUGCUCAGGUGAACCCGUGGCGCUAGCCAGAAAAGGACCAUGUGCUGAGGGCCAAUCAUCCUGCCUGAUUGCGUUGCGCUAUGCCCUGAACGGGCAGGGCGGACGCCGAGCCAACUUCGUGCCGCGAUGCCGCGCAGAUGGCACCUACGCCGCCGUGCAGUGCGCGGCUGCGGGCGCCGGCGCCGCCGCGGGCUGCUGGUGCGUCACGCCCGACGGCAAGCCGCUCCAGGACACCGCGGUCAGGAAUGGGAGACCUGAUUGUACCAAAACCGGUAAAUCGCACACCAGACGUCGGUCAUCCGUCCGAGGUCAACGGAAUAAAAGAAGUUGUUCCCGAUCAGACCGGGUGUUAUUCAACGCGAAUCUUAUAAAGAUAUUCAGCGUAGAGUAUGAGCGCGCUCGGUCGGGCUCGGGCUCGAUGGAGCCACGCUCCGUGGCUGACUGGAAAUUCGGGGAGCUCGACCGCGACAGGAGCGGGGCCUUGCAGAAGCCCGAGUACAGGGGACUGAGGAGGCUCAUCAAAAAAUUGGUGAAGCCAAAGCGCUGCGCGCGCGCGUGGGCCCGCGGCUGCGACGCCGACGGCGACGGCGAGAUCGCGGCUACGGAGUGGGCCGCCUGCCUGCUCGACAAUCCGGAGCCGCCCACACCGGAUUUUUCUCUCCGUUUUUUCAUGUUGUUGAACGCAGACGAGGAUAAUGGACCGGAACCGGAACUUGACUAUGGGGAGGAGGAGCCGCCGCCGGACCCGAGCGCAGUGUUGCCGGGCAACAUCAGGCACUCUUUCGCGCCCGACGGCUCCGAGUCGGAGGCUCACCGAGAAGAUGAGGCCAACGACUGCCUCACGGACCGACAGGCCGUUCUGGACGAACAGAAAGCGGGCGCGGCGGCCCUUUACGUGCCUGAGUGUACUGGGGACGGCCGAUACGCGCGCGCGCAGUGCUACCGUUCCACCGGGUACUGCUGGUGCGUGCACCAGGACACUGGCAAGCCAAUCCCGGGCUCCUCCGUCAAGGACCUGCGGCCGGACUGCGACGCCGCGCCGCACCACGCUAGCCCCAUGAGAGGCUGUCCUGAACCAAUGAAGUCAAACUUCCUGCGAGACUUGAUGAGAUUUUUGAUUACAAAAAUGACGGCAACCACGAAUGGAACAGGGCCCGGGGAAAUUGUAAAAUGGGGGGCAUCGAAAGAAGAACAAGCAGCCACAUGGACAUACGUGAUGCUUGACAAGGACAAAAACAAAGCCCUGGAACGACGGGAGUGGAAGUCGUUCCACCAGCUGAUCGCCAACAUGGAGCCGCUGCGGAGGUGCGGGCGCAAGCUACCCCGCUACUGCGACAUCAACCAUGACUCCAAGAUUACUAUAACUGAGUGGAUGGCCUGCUUGGAGGUCACGCAACUCCCACUGAGCCAAACGACCGAGCCAGCUAAAGUUUUAAAUCCUAGAAGAAAAGGACCAAACCCACUUGAGUCAAUCCUGAAAGCAGAUGACUAAUAUUUAGGAAACAGUUAUGGAUUACAUAACAAAUGUUGCUAGCGUUGCUUGUGUUUAAAAACAGGCUUUCACUAAGAGUAAUAAUCGAAAUGUACAGUCACAUAUUCAUAUUACGCACUACGCAGCUUCAUUUUUGAUAAAAUGUGAGAUAUAUAACAACGUAAUUUUGCCGUUGGAACACGGCUUCCAUGUGACGGGAAAUUGUCGGGCUAGGCGCAAAUGCUGCAAGCCUUUUCAGCUUACUUACUGCGACUUUUUGCAGUUCGUCAAUUUUUUAUUAAAAGCCUAACGUGACUAAUCUCUGCAUGACAUUAGUCACGACGUUAGGAUCACCUGUGUAUAAUGGUAGGCUGGCGCUAAAAAUAUACCUGUUUACAAACCUUGGGACUAUUGUUAGCUAGCUUAUAAUGUCCUAAAAUAAUAAGAGGUUACUAGGUACUUCACGCUACACUUGCUCGGUGUUACAAAGAUGACAAGACGAAAAUGUGACAAUCUUCGUUGUCUUUGCCGGUUCUAAGGAUGUGUAAUCAGUAAAAAAAUCUAGGCAGGAUACAUAUUAAAAAAAAACUGGCCAAGUGCGAGUCGGACUCGCGCACCGAGGGUUCCGUAAUUUUUAGUAUUUGUUGUUAUAGCGGCAACAGAAAUACAUCAUCUGUGAAAAUUUAGACUGUUUAGCUAUCACGGUUCAUGAGAUACAGCCUGGUGACAGACGGACAGCGGAGUCUUAGUAAUAGGGUCCCGUUUUUACCCUUUGGGUAUGGAACCCUAAAAAUGUACAGUGACUAAGUCUAAUGGUGCCAGUAAUAAUGACGGAUGAAACUAUCUUACAAUUUUAAUGUAGCUGUUAUAGUAUUUUUUAUUAAACGAUGUUUUACUGGUAAACAUAGUUGCAUGGUAUUUUUUAAUUAUACCCGAAGUAUUAUUAUGUUUGUUAAAUGUAAUAUAAUUUGACUUGAAUAUUUAAAAAUGUGAUAGAGUUAGACCAAGAUAAUUCUGCAACGACUGAUAACACACGCAGUUGCAAGUGUUAUAUUUUAAACGUCAAACUUCUAUGAAAUUAUAACGUACAAAUAACACUUGCACUGCGUGUGCUAUCAAAAUCGUUGCAAAUUUGUCUUGGUCUAACUCUAUGCAUAUGUAUUACUGAAAUCACUCUGUACUUUUUAAAAAUAAAAGAAUGUAUCCUUUAAGUAAAAAUAACUAACUCAAGGUUUUAAAGCACUUUCCCUCCAGGGCCCAUUAAUUUUUUCCACCCUGUAUAGUACGAAAAGAGUUGUGUCCAGAUAUUUCCAAGCACAGUGUUUGCUUCGAUAUAUUGAAAGGCUUUAUAUCCUUUUACCCUUUUAAACUCCACGCGCAUAGGUAGAACAAUAUAAUUAUGUAGAUUGUGCUCGUAUAAAGUAUGCUACGAAGGGUAAUCUGGCUGGGUAAAUUAACCCCACAGUAACUAGCUUGUAGAUACCGUGGAUAAGGAACGUGCUAUAAAUGAAGUGAUAAACGUUAUCUGGCACGAAAAGUAAUAUUAGACACAAAUUACUGCCACACUCAUGGUCAUGACAAUAAUAAAUUAUACUAACAAAGUAGACGCAAUCUAAGGGGCUUGUUCCAGAUACAAGAAGUGUAUUAAUAAUUAUAGCAUAGGUAUUUAUAUUUAUAUAUCUUUUGAAAAUACGUACAUCAGACCUGCAUUGACAUUACAUACAUAAAUCGUGUUUAAUAUUUUGUAUUUUACUCGUAUCAGUUUUCGUACCCCUAAAUUUAACGCGUCUAAAUUCUUACGUACUUUAAGCAAUAAGAUUCACGAAAGAAUAUAGGAAUAAUAGGAAUAUGUGUACAUUCUUGGUGUCUAUUUACGCUGGUAACUUUUACGUGUCAAAAUGUAUAGGUAGUUAUAAAUUAUAAUUCGUGUCUAUAGGUGUUGUCUAAAUUGCUGUAUUUUUUGCAAAUAAACUAAACUAAGUAUUUAUAAUGUUAAGUAGUCAGUGUUAAAAGUAAGAACUAUGUGAUAUUUUUCUCUGUUAAUAUUAUUCCCAAAUAAAGAGAAUAAUGUAACUACUGGA